UCGCCACGUCUGCGCGCAUGCGUAGUGCCCUCACAUUUGUGUUCCGGGGUCGAUUAGUCAGUGUAUACAAUCAUCAUUGUGGACCUUUUUUUGUUUUCUAUUCACAUAGUUGUUCACGGAUCACUGAGGGGGAAGUGUGAGGUUUUUUUUUUUAGAAGGAGAGACGCUUUGAAUACGGCACCGAGAGGACGUUUAUAAAGAUGAACUUCUUAAGAGGAGUGAUGGGUGGGCAGGCAGCCGGGCCGCAGCCGUCCGGAGCGGAGACGAUCCAGAAGUUAUGUGACCGAGUAGCCUCCUCGACGCUCCUAGAAGACCGUAGAGAUGCUGUCCGGGCUCUUAAGUCCCUCUCUAAGAAAUAUCGCAUGGAAGUUGGCACACAGGCGAUGGAUCACUUGAUUAACAUACUGCAAACUGACAGGUCUGACUCUGAAAUCCUUGGCUAUGCUUUGGACACACUGUACAACAUCAUCUGCAAUGAUGAGGAGGAAGAGCAAGAUGAAUCAGAAGACGCAGUAACCCCUAUCCCUGCCUCAGGGAAGAAUAAGAAUGUUUCCAUGCCUGAUGAGGCUGCCCAGAAGCAGGCAGAUGACCUGGGUGCCCAGUUUACAGAACAGUUUGUUCAGGACCCUGAGCAUGUGACUCUGCUUCUCGCUCUGUUGGAGGAGUUUGACUUCCAUGUACGUUGGCCCGGGGUAAAGCUGCUGACUGCUCUCCUGAAGAACCAGUGUGUCCAGGUUCAGGGUAUCAUUCUGGUCAGCCCCAUGGGUGUUUCCAGAUUGAUGGACUUAUUGGCAGACUCUAGAGAAGUAAUCCGCAACGACGGCUUGUUGUUGCUUCAGCAGCUGACCAAAAGCAAUGCUGCCAUUCAGAAAAUUGUGGCAUUUGAAAACGCAUUUGAGCGUCUUCUAGAUAUCAUCACAGAAGAGGGCAGCAGCGAUGGAGGUAUUGUGGUCGAGGACUGUUUGCUGCUUCUGGUAAACCUGCUAAAGAACAACAGCUCCAAUCAGAAUUUCUUUAAGGAGGGCUCCUACAUUCAGAGAAUGAAGCCCUGGUUUGAGGUCGGUGACGAUAACUCUGGCUGGUCUGCACAGAAGGUCACCAACCUCCACCUCAUGCUGCAGUUGGUGCGAGUCAUGGUGUCUCCAGUGAACUCUCCUGGAGCUACAGCUAGCUGUCAGAAGUCCAUGUACCAGUGUGGUCUGCUGCAGCAGCUGUGCACCAUCCUCAUGGCCACCGGUGUGCCUGCUGACAUCCUCACUGAGACCAUCAACACUGUAUCAGAGGUCAUCAGGGGCUCACAGGUAAACCAAGACUACUUUGCAUCUGUCAACGCUCCUUCAAACCCACCAAGACCGGCCAUCGUGGUGCUGCUCAUGUCCAUGGUGAAUGAGAGGCAACCGUUUGUCCUUCGCUGUGCAGUCCUCUACUGUUUCCAGUGUUUCCUGUACAAAAACCAGAAAGGACAGGGGGAGAUUGUGGCUACGCUGCUGCCCUCCACCAUUGAUGCCAAUUCCAUCUCAGCGGGCCAGCUGCUGUGUGGAGGUCUGUUCUCAGUAGACUCUCUGUCCAACUGGUGUGCUGCUGUGGCCUUGGCUCACGCCCUCCAGGAUAACCUCACCCAGAAGGAGCAGCUGCUGAGGGUCCAACUGGCCACCAGCCUGGGAAAGCCCCCCGUCUCCCUGCUGCAACAGUGCACCAACAUCCUCUCCCAGGGAGAUAAGAUCGUCCGGCGGGGCAGUAAAGUGCAGACCAGGGUGGGCCUCCUCAUGCUGCUGUGUACAUGGAUCAACAACUGUCCGAUCGCUGUCACUCACUUCCUACACAAUCAGGAAAACGUUCCCUUUCUGACAGCACAGAUCUCCGAGAACUUGGGAGAGGAUGAAAGGCUGGUGCAGGGCCUGUGUGCGCUGCUUCUCGGCAUCUGCAUCUAUUACAACGACAACUCGCUGGAAAACUACACCAAAGAAAAGCUAAAGCAGCUCAUCGAGAAGCGGAUUGGAAAGGAAAACUUUGUAGAGAAACUGGGCUUCAUCACCAAACAUGAGCUGUACUCGCGGGCGGCUCAGAAGCCUCAGCCAGUCUUUCCGUCUCCGGAGCAGAUGCUGUUCGACCACGAGUUCACCAAGCUGGUCAAAGAACUGGAGGGCGUGAUCACCAAGGCAGUUCACAAAUCCAGUGAGGAUGAGAAGAAGGAAGAGGAGGUGAAGAAGACAUUAGAACAACAUGACAACAUUGUAACCCAGUAUAAAGAGCUGAUCAGAGAACAGGAUGCUCAGAUCCAGGAGCUGAAGGAGCAGGUAGCGUCCAUGUCGUCUCAGAACGAACAGAUGCAGACUACAGUCACCCAGCAGCUGGCCCAGAUCCAGCAGCACAAGGAUCAGUACAACAUCCUCAAGCUCAAAUUAGGUAAGGAGAACCAGAAUCAAUCUAACAGCCAGGGAGACAGCUCUCAGGUGAACGGGCUGCAGACGGAGGAGCUCACACAGCUCAGAGAGGAGGUGGAGGAGCUGCGCAAGCAGCACACACUCCUUCAGACACAACUCCAUGACAAAGAUGCACUCAUCAACACCCUGAGGUCAGAGACAGCAGAAGGUUCAGCAGGAGGAUCAGACAACACAGAACUGCUCAAGGAGCUGGAGGCUCUGAGGAGUCAGGUCGAGUCCCAGUCGGCAGAAAUCAACCAGAUGAAGACGGAGAGACAAGAGCUGCUCAGAAGAGCUGAAGCUGGGUCCUCGGACGCAGUCUCCAGCAGUGACGGCUCAUUAGACGCUGCCAAGAUGGCAGAAGUGGAGAGCAGACUUGCAGCACAGACGACUGAGACCGAGAGACUCAAGGAGGAAGCAAAGAGCUUGUCAGAGAGCCGGGCGGAGCUGGAGCAGCAGCUGGCUUCAGCCACCAGCACGGUGGCCAUCCUGCAGACGGAGCAGGCCAAGCUACAAACGGAGGUGCAAGAGUCCAAGAAGGAGCAGGACGACCUGCUGAUGCUGCUGGCAGACCAGGACCAGAAGAUCCACAGCCUCAAGCAGAAACUCAAAGACCUGGGAGAGACGUUAGACUUUAGUGACACUUUCCUUUCAGGUGGACGAUGAAGACGACCUCGACGCCAGGGACCAGACAGAUGACGAUUUCGAGGAGGAUGAAGACGAGGACUAGAGGAAAAACACUGAAAGAAAAGAUAAGGAGAGAUGGGGAAUAUUUGUCUGCCCACAGGCAAGAAAAAAAACUUGACUGAGAAACUGAGGAAGAGGACUAAUCUAUUGAUGCAGUUUCUCUCUCCAGCUGCCAUGCUAUCUUCACGUUUCUUUACCUUCUUGUCACGUCACACGUACAUGUUAGUUAUUUUGUCAUUUUUCCAAGGAUUCAGUUUUUUAGCGGCAGCAAAAAAGAUUCAAACAUGUCAGUGCAUUCAUCUCUGCUACUUUUAACCAUCAGUUUGUGAUGGAUUUUACCAGUCUUGUGUUUAUUAUAAUGUAUUGUCAUAUAGUUUGUAAUCACAAGAAAAACACUAGGUUAAUAUUGACUCACAAGUCAUCUGGAAAAUUUAGAAAGGAAGAUUUGAAAUGUAGCAACAAUGCAACUGUAAACGGAUUUGAUAUUAUUCUCAUUUUAUCAUAAAGACAACGAACGAUGCACCUACAGCAUCAGCAUCCCCUGCAAUGUGUCACUGUGCUGCACCCUGAAUUCAUCUUCACACCCCAAUCAGUUCGAGUUCAAUGAUACAGUAUUUUAACACUCAAGUUGUUCCAUUUCACUUUGACGACACAACCUGACCGCUCUACAAUAUGCUGCAAAACACUGACAGAAAACAUGUAAAGACAAAAAAGAUAUUUUUGCAACUUUUUGUCCAGUACUGGCAUCCAGCUUCUGUAUGAUAUUGUGUAACUUAUCAGUUUAUGAGCCACAUUGAAAUGAAUAAAGAAUCUAUCAGUCUGUAUGCCUGAAUAGGGGGAUAAUUGUAGAUAAAUAAAUUUUACUAAAUCCACAA
Molecule: messenger RNA, 3985 nt
Organism: Sander lucioperca (pikeperch)
Lineage: Eukaryota; Metazoa; Chordata; Actinopteri; Perciformes; Percidae
Gene: uso1
Product: USO1 vesicle transport factor
Exons: 27
Coding region: 201-3089 (962 amino acids)
Biological process (GO): intracellular protein transport; vesicle fusion with Golgi apparatus; transcytosis
Cellular component (GO): ER to Golgi transport vesicle membrane; cytoplasm; Golgi membrane
Molecular function (GO): protein binding
Source: RefSeq, a predicted model, not a curated record